UUCUAGAGUUCUAUUUAUCUCGCUUGUUCCAUCGUCUCGCGUGUCUUUCCUGGUAGAAGCCAUAACGCUUGAGGGCCGAUCGGAGGGGGAAAUAGGGAGAGAAAGAGGCGAGAGGCGAGAGCCAGCGGAAGUGAGGACCUUAUUUGUACCUAUAAGAAACCCUAGCCCUAAUCCUCUACGUUAACGAUGAUCAAUCUAGGCAUGGAUACCCGGCCGUCGACCUCCGUCACGGCGGAAAAGGCCAUUUCCUUCAUAUCCAAGGGUUGGAGGGAGGUGCGCGACUCCGCUGGCGCCGACCUCCAAUUGAUGCGUGCUAGGGCCAAUUCCUUCAAGGAUCUUGCGGAUCGCGAGGUUGAGAACUUCCUCCACUCAGCGUCUGUCUUCUCCGUCCCUUCACAUUCUCCGAUGAACAGCGCCAUCGCUGAGCUCGAGUUCGUGAAGCGGAUACAGCCGAAAUUAUCGGAGUUCCGGCGGGCGUACUCGUCGCCGGAUUUCAGCAGGAAGAUGCUAGAGAAGUGGAGUCCUAAGCCGCGUAUCCGGAUUGAUCUGUCCGCGAUAAGGAAUGCCAUCGUCUCGGAGGUCGAUCAUGAUGGGGGGCUGUUUGAUUUUGAAAGCAGUAGACCUCGACGCCUGGUUAGGAGGAUCCGGUGGAAGGAAAGGGAAAGGGAGAAGGAGGAGGAGUGGGAGCCAAUUCGACAAUUGAAAGAGAAGUUUAAAGAAUUAGAGCAGAAGAGUCAAUCGAACGAUAUAUUUUGGAAUUUCAAGAGUAAAGAGUUGGUCGAGAAAGUAAAAUUGAGCUUGAAAUCAUUUUGCAAGGAGCGUGAAGAGUCAAAGGAAGUUCCACCAUUGGAUCUAACAGAACUCUUGGCAUACUUAGUUAAGCAAUCUGUGCCUUUGUUUGAUCAGCUUGGCAUAAGGAGGGAUAUAUGUGACAAAGUUGUGGAAUCACUGUGCAGCAAGCGUAAAGAUCAUCUACCAUCUCACUCUGUGUCUGGGGAAGAUGCAUCCCUCAUUGAGCAUCACAACAUCAGCGAUGAUCUGGAUUUCAGAAUUGCUAGUGUGCUACAAAGCACCGGUUAUCAUUCUAAUGAUGGUUAUUGGACCAAUUUUGCAAAUCGUGACCUAGAAGACAAGAAACGCCAUGUUGCUAUUGUUACAACAGCCAGUCUCCCAUGGAUGACUGGAACUGCUGUAAACCCAUUGUUCCGAGCUGCAUAUUUGGCUAAGUGUGCAAAGCAGAAAGUAACAUUGGUGGUACCUUGGCUUUGUAUGGCAGAUCAGGAGCUAGUUUAUCCUAACAGCCUUACAUUCAGCUCGCCAGAAGAACAGGAAGCAUACAUACGAAGCUGGUUGGAAGAGAGGGUUGGCUUUAAAACAGAUUUCAAAAUCUCCUUCUAUCCAGGGAAGUUCUCUAAAGAAAGGCGAAGUAUUAUUCCUGUUGGAGACACUUCAGAAUUCAUACCCUCCAAGAAAGGUGACAUAGCUAUACUUGAAGAACCAGAGCACCUGAACUGGUACUAUCAUGGUAAACGUUGGACUGAUAAGUUCAACCACGUUGUUGGUGUCGUCCACACAAAUUACUUAGAAUACAUAAAACGGGAGAAGAAUGGAGCUAUCCAAGCUUUCCUGGUCAAGCAUAUUAACAACAUGGUAACUCGUGCUUACUGCCACAAGGUUUUGAGACUAUCAGCAGCAACUCAGGAUCUACCCAGAUCUGUUGUUUGCAAUGUUCAUGGUGUCAAUCCUAAAUUCCUCAAGGUUGGGGAGGAAAAAGCUGCUGAAAGAGAGAGUGGGCAGCAGGCAUUCUCCAAAGGAGCAUACUUUCUUGGCAAGAUGGUUUGGGCAAAAGGUUACAAAGAGUUAAUUGAUUUGUUGGCAAAGCACAAUAAUGAAUUACAAGGUUUCAAAUUAGAUGUCUAUGGCAACGGAGAAGACUCUCAUGAAGUUCAGUCCACCGCCCAGAAACUGCAGCUGAAUUUAAACUUUAUGAAAGGAAGAGAUCACGCUGAUGAUUCACUUCAUGGGUACAAGGUCUUUAUAAAUCCUAGUGUCAGUGACGUCCUGUGCACUGCAACAGCUGAGGCUUUAGCCAUGGGAAAGUUCGUUAUUUGUGCAGACCACCCCUCAAAUGAUUUCUUCAGAGCCUUCCCUAACUGCAUGACGUACAAAACCUCAGAGGAAUUUGUUGCAAAAGUAAAGGAAGCUCUAGCAAAUGAGCCUCAGCCCCUGACCGCCGUGCAAAGGUAUAAUUUAUCAUGGGAGGCUGCUACUCAAAGAUUUAUUGAAUACUCCGAACUUGACAAAGUUUUGAGUAAAAGUUAUGAAGAUUCAAUCGAGAGCGGGGAAGAAGCUAAGCCGCUCUCUAAAAUCAAGAAAUCAGUUUCAAUGCCAAGUUUGUCUGAAAUUGUUGAUGGAGGAUUGGCUUUUGCUCAUUAUUGUUUGACAGGAAAUGAACUCCUGAGACUCUCUACUGGAGCAAUUCCUGGUACAAGGGAUUAUGAUAAGCAACACUGCGUUGAUUUGCAUCUAUUGCCGCCUCAGGUACAGAAUCCCAUAUAUGGCUGGUAAGGCAUUUUUCUCUAAGGCUUCAAUCCUUCACCAAGGAGAAUUUCUUCGCAACAGUUUAUUGAAUAUGAUGGCAAAGGAGAGAUGCCGCAACAUGUAAAUUCUCCACCACUGCUUAAUUUUGAAAUACCUUACACUGUAAAUAUUGGUUUUUGGUUCUAUAUUUGUUUGUUUCAGGUUUAUAUGCAAGUCCAUGUAUGAAAGUAUUGGUUAGUUGAUUGAGGAACUAUAUGUAGAUAUUGUUAGGAUUGUGGCAACCCAACCUAUUUUUUUUGUUUUUUCUUAGGGGCAUUUGAGUGAUUUGGAAGAAAAAAAUGUUUUGAAAAGUGAUGAGUGAAUGAAA
This is a messenger RNA of Dendrobium catenatum, 2908 nucleotides long. RefSeq names its product digalactosyldiacylglycerol synthase 1, chloroplastic. The record is from RefSeq and is a predicted model, not a curated record. Gene Ontology annotation, molecular function: digalactosyldiacylglycerol synthase activity. Bases 187 to 2568 code for a protein of 793 amino acids. Gene Ontology annotation, cellular component: chloroplast outer membrane. Gene Ontology annotation, biological process: galactolipid biosynthetic process. The transcript is spliced from 7 exons. Lineage: Eukaryota; Viridiplantae; Streptophyta; Magnoliopsida; Asparagales; Orchidaceae.